AAACGAUUGACGCCAUUUUACUAUUUUGAUAGUUGCUAGCGUUGGUUCAAUUGUAUUUUUCUCACAAAUACGUGGUGAAUUCUACGUGAAAAAACUAAAAAGGACAUUGGAAAAGUGCCCCAUCAUCGCGAGAAGGUGUUUUGUCAGUGUGUUGCUGAGUUUUCGCUGAGAGCAGAGUGAUUGCUGGACAAGGUGUGAAUCGCGUUAAAGAGGCUUGCGAUGGUGUCCCAUUGUGCGUGGGGACGAGCAUAGACACUGGGAAGCAGGCAGCGAGACACGGGCAAAAAUAGCCUUCUGUUGAAGCUUUUCUGGGACAAUUUGAGUGAGGCAUCAGUUGCGAUUGGAGGACAGCGAAAUGGGUCGACCACGGAAAAGUGCCGUCACCCAGACGAAAGACACUCCCAAAUCGAAGGCGAAGGAGCCCGAGGAGGAGAGUGAAAAUCUAUCGCUCACACUGACGCGAUCACGGAGGACGCCCAAGCCGAACCCGAAGUACUCCAACGACGUCAUCGUGCCCUUCUCGUCGUCCAGGGUCGUGACUGGAGACAGCAGUCGUUCAACCACACCAGCCAAGUCUGAGACAAGCGAGGAGCUCGUUCCGCUCUCCGAGGAGGAUGAGGAAGAGACGCCGAAGAUGGGCACCAGGAAACGCGGGCGUCCCAAGAAGCCCGCUGUGCAGACUCCGGAGCCCACCAAGAGGAGCACACCGCAGAGCAAACCGCAGGAGAAGAAGGAGACACCGCAGCGCCGUCUCCCGGAGCGGGCGACCAAGCAGCAGACGCCAGACUCAGCUGGACCACCGAAGAGGAAGCGCGAGGAGGAGCCAGAGCAUCCGGUAGUGACGAAGGUGGAUAAUUUUGCGAAGAAGCGUAUCAAGGCGCUCGUGGAGAAGCUGAAUAUUCCCACGACGCCGGCCAAGCCGCAGCAGCCGAUCCGCUCGGCGGAGAAGAGACCAGCCGCGGCCACUAAGGCAGUGACGUCGGCCAAGGCAGAGAUCGUGGACGUGGCCGGGACGCGAGAGAACGUGAAAAUAGUGGAUGUGUCGGAGAUUCUCAAUAAGAAGCACGACGUGGUGCUGGAUGAACCCAAGCGAGUUCGCAAGUGCCCGCCAGAAAUGCCCAAGGGCGCUCGGCCGCUCUACAGUUCCAAGAUCCUGAGUCAGCCGGCCAAGGUGGCGCCCAAGCUGUCGCCAGUGGGGUCGAAAGUUGCACCCAAGGUGUCGCCGAUUAAUCGCCAGCUCAACAACAAUGGCAAGAUCAACAGUGUGCCGCGCUUCCCGGAAGCCAAGAAGAUGCCCCCGCUGGCGUCCAGGUGCCCGGUGAUCGACCUGACGCGGCAGUUGGAAGCAGACAAGCCCAAGAGAGCGCUCAAGGACGCUCUGAUGGCCUCCUCUCCCGCCCGGAAGCCGCCGGUGCGUCCUGCAGGACUGGUGCCGCUGCGUCCGCUACCCGGCGUGCAGAGGCCCGCGCUGGCGGGAGGGGCGAAGACGCAGAUGUUGCUCAAGGGCAUCCCAAAGCCGCCGCUAAAGCCUGUGGCUAUGCCAGGAAUGCGGCAGAAGCGCGAGAUUACGUGCUUCGAGACGUGGCAUGUGGUGCAGCUGCCGGCAGAGCAGCCGCCGGAUGUGGCGGCGAAGGUGAGCCUGGGCAUCACACUGAAGGAGCUGGCGGAGCAGGUGGAGGACAUUCGGCUGCCAUCGGAGACGUGGAGUCACAGCGUCACCACGCAGAAGGGCUCCGAGACGCCCACGAGCAUCGCCUUCCAGCGGCGAUCGACUGCAGAGGCGGCCAAGAGGGAUCGCUCGGUAAACUUCAAGGCGACGGAACUCAUCAUCGAGAUCGAGGGAAACGAGGUGACGCUCGUGGGGGCGCCCGAGAGUCUCACUACGGCCGCAGACAUCCAGACACUGCUGCAGAUUGUGGACGACGUGAGCUUGAAGAAUUCGUGCGUGGAGCAGGUGACGGUGGUGUUAUAACAAGAGG
Phlebotomus argentipes is the source of this 1979-nucleotide messenger RNA. Its product is annotated as mediator of DNA damage checkpoint protein 1-like. The record is from RefSeq and is a predicted model, not a curated record. The transcript is spliced from 2 exons. The coding region runs from base 356 to 1972 and encodes 538 amino acids. Lineage: Eukaryota; Metazoa; Arthropoda; Insecta; Diptera; Psychodidae.